CCGUAACGGGUGAUAAACGUCAGAUAACCAGCUGUUUUUUGUUGCAAAGAAAACAAAUUGUUGGAAUUUCGUGUAAAAUAAAUGACGCGUCGUCGUCGUCGUCGCACAAAAUGAAUUGGCGCCUGCGUUUAUUUUGCCAAGCGGCUGUGCUUUGCCUUGUGAUUCAAGUUUCUUUGGCAACGGAAACCAGCGGUGGCCAGGAGGAAUCCAAGAAGGUGGCUGCCAGUAACACCAGCUCUGCAGGAACUGAGAAAAUGUCCCAGUCCCAGCCAGAUGUGGCCUCGUCACUUAACAGCAGUAGCAGUUCAUUGCUGAAUGUCUCCAUUUCCACCUCCACGGCAGCUCCAGGUAAUGGCAGUACCACCAAAAAGCCAGGCAAUGCCUCCACUGUGGCCACGGAACCGCCGCUCAUUGACUCGCAUGCCGUGGAACAGGAGCACAACUCCUCGUUGUCCCUGUUUUUUGUCAUCUGCGUGAUUAUGCUGGGCAUUCUGCUGAUUCACUCCAUGCUCCAAACCGGCUUUCAAUACCUCCCAGAGAGCAUAGUGGUGGUGUUCCUGGGCGCCUUUAUAGGCUUGUCGCUCAAUGUGAUGUCUGGGCAGACGGGCAGCUGGAAGCGUGAGGAGGUCUUCUCGCCCAUGGGUUUCUUUUUGGUGCUCUUGCCACCGAUUAUCUUCGAGUCGGGGUAUAAUUUGCACAAGGGAAACUUUUUCCAAAACAUUGGCUCCAUUUUGGUUUUUGCCAUUUUUGGCACCACCAUUUCGGCCUUGGUUAUAGGAGCAGGCAUUUACCUGCUGGGCCUGGCCGAGGUGGCUUUUCGGCUUAGUUUCUCGGAAUCCUUUGCCUUUGGCUCGCUCAUCUCUGCUGUGGAUCCUGUGGCCACUGUGGCCAUAUUCCAUGCCUUGGACGUGGAUCCUAUACUCAACAUGUUGGUGUUUGGCGAGAGCAUCUUGAAUGAUGCCAUUUCCAUUGUGCUUACUGCCUCUAUUACCCAGUCGGCGGCGAGUGCCAAUGCCCAGGCAAGCACGGGAGAGGCCAUGUUUAGUGCUUUGAAAACCUUUUGUGCCAUGUUCUUUGCCUCGGCGGGUAUAGGUGUGAUAUUUGCUUUGAUUUCGGCUUUACUGCUAAAGCACAUUGAUUUGAGAAAGCAUCCGUCUUUGGAGUUUGCCAUGAUGCUUAUGUUUACCUAUGCUCCUUAUGUUUUGGCUGAGGGAAUACACUUGAGUGGUAUAAUGGCCAUACUGUUUUGUGGCAUUGUCAUGUCCCACUACACCCACUUUAACCUGUCCACGGUCACUCAAAUCACCAUGCAACAGACCAUGAGAACCCUAGCCUUUAUAGCCGAGACCUGCGUCUUUGCCUACCUUGGCCUGGCCAUUUUCUCUUUCAAACAUCAAGUGGAGCUCUCCUUUGUAAUCUGGGCCAUUGUUUUGUGUCUCAUAGGACGUGCCUGCAACAUUUUUCCUCUAGCCUUUUUGGUCAACAAAUUCCGUGAGCAUAAAAUCAACAAUAAGAUGCAGUUUAUCAUGUGGUUUUCGGGCCUUCGCGGUGCCAUUUCCUAUGCCCUGUCGCUGCAUUUGAAUUUGGACAGUCAGGAGAAGCGACACGUCAUUAUAACAACCACUUUGAUAAUCGUGCUGUUUACCACUUUGGUUUUGGGCGGCUCAACGAUGCCUUUGCUUAAGUACCUCAAGCCGGGCAAGAAACGCCGGGCACGCGGCUCAAGGACUUCCUCGGGUGCCGAGGGUGCCCGCCGUAAGCGCUCCAAGUCCAUUUCUUUGUCAAAGACCCGCGAAUGGGGCCAGGCCAUUGACUCGGAACACUUGUCCGAGCUCACCGAGGAGGAGGAUGUUUCCUUCACCCAAGCACGCGAUCGCUUUGGUCGCCUAGACCGGAAAUACUUUAUACCCUUCUUUACGCGGCGGUUCAACAGCCAGGAACUGCACGAGUGCAAGUCCCAGAUGUUGGACUUGACCAACAAGUGGUACCAGGCCAUACGCGUGAGUCCCCUGGACUCGGAUGAGUCGGAUGAGGAGAUAGGUCUGGCGUCCACCACAAGUCAAAGCCAUUUGACGCGAUCGUAGGGUGUUUAGGGAACGGGAAAGUCUGGCUGUGUUGACUACACCUGGUUGGCCAAAACAAGUUAACGUUUGGAUCGUAGCUUAAGUUUUUGUCUAGUUAAUUUUACUAUAUAAAAUGGGUGGUGGUGGUGCUUGUUGAUUCCUUGUUUUUAUUUAUAAUAUAAUAUAUUAUAUUUUGUUUGUAUUAUUAUUGCCAGUUCCUUUAUUAUUUAAACGCUUCAAGCAGUAUUCGACGAAAACAUCAGGAGAACUUGUAUUAAAAUAGUUACUUUCGUACUUGAAUGUGUGGCUGUAUUUGCGAAUUUGUACAUUUUUAAAACCAAAUAUAAUAAAUAUCUAAAUGUGAUACAAAUAAGAAA
Molecule: messenger RNA, 2440 nt
Organism: Drosophila kikkawai
Lineage: Eukaryota; Metazoa; Arthropoda; Insecta; Diptera; Drosophilidae
Gene: Nhe1
Product: Na[+]/H[+] hydrogen exchanger 1
Biological process (GO): regulation of intracellular pH; potassium ion transmembrane transport; proton transmembrane transport
Cellular component (GO): membrane
Molecular function (GO): potassium:proton antiporter activity; sodium:proton antiporter activity
Source: RefSeq, a predicted model, not a curated record